ACGCAGACGCGCGGGGCCGGGACGCGGGAGCGGACGGCGCGGAGAUGUGGAAUCCGUUGCAGGACCCCGACUCCGCGGGGGUCUCGGGGCGCCGCCCGCGCUGGCUCUGCGCAGGGGUGCUGGUGCUGGCCGCCGGCCUCUUCAUCCUCGGCUUCCUCUCUGGGUGGUUUAUAAAAUCUUCCAAUGAAUCUACUAACACUAUUCCCCAGCAUGGCAUGAAGAAGGCAUUUUUGGAUGAAUUGAAAGCUGAGAACAUCAAGAAGUUCCUAUAUAAUUUUACACGGAUACCACAUUUAGCAGGAACGGAACAAAACUUUGAGCUUGCAAAGCAAAUUAAGUCUCAGUGGAAAGAAUUUGGCCUGGAUUCUGUUGAGUUGGCCCAUUAUGAUGUCCUGCUGUCCUACCCAAACAAGACUCAUCCCAACUACAUCUCAAUAAUUGAUGAAGAUGGAAAUGAGAUCUUCAACACAUCGUUAUAUGAACCCUCUCCUCCAGGGUAUGAAAAUGUUUCUGACGUUGUGCCACCUUUCAGUGCCUUCUCUCCACAAGGGAUGCCAGAGGGGGAGCUAGUGUAUGUUAACUAUGCACGGACCGAAGACUUCUUCACACUGGAGCGGGACAUGAAAAUCAAUUGCUCUGGGAAAAUUGUGAUUGCCAGAUAUGGGAAAGUGUUCAGAGGAAAUAAGGUUAAAAAUGCUCAGCUGGCGGGGGCCAAGGGAGUCAUUCUGUAUUCAGACCCUGCUGACUACUUUGCUCCUGGGGUGGAGCCCUACCCAGAUGGCUGGAAUCUUCCUGGAGGUGGUGUCCAGCGUGGAAAUACCUUGAAUCUUAAUGGUGCAGGGGACCCUCUCACACCAGGCUACCCAGCAAAUGAAUAUGCUUAUCGGCGUGGAAUUGCAGAGGCUGUCGGUCUCCCAAGUAUUCCUGUCCAUCCAAUUGGAUACUAUGAUGCACAGAAACUCUUAGAACACAUGGGCGGCUCAGCACCACCAGAUAGCAGCUGGAAAGGAAGUCUCAAAGUGCCCUACAAUGUGGGACCUGGCUUUACUGGAAACUUUUCUACACAAAAAGUCAAGAUGCAUAUCCAUUCCAACAGUAAAGUGACAAGAAUUUACAAUGUGAUUGGUACCCUCAGAGGAGCAGUGGAACCAGACAGAUAUGUCAUUCUUGGAGGUCACCGAGACUCGUGGGUGUUUGGUGGCAUUGACCCUCAGAGUGGGGCAGCCGUUGUCCAUGAAAUUGUGAGGAGCUUUGGAACACUGGUAAAGGAAGGAUGGAGGCCUAGAAGAACGAUUUUGUUUGCAAGUUGGGAUGCAGAAGAAUUUGGUCUUCUUGGUUCUACUGAGUGGGCAGAGGAGAAUUCCAGACUCCUUCAAGCACGUGGUGUGGCCUACAUUAAUGCCGACUCUUCUGUCGAAGGAAACUACACUCUAAGGGUUGAUUGUACACCACUGAUGUACAGCUUAGUAUAUAAUCUAACAAAAGAGCUGCGAAGCCCUGAUGAAGGCUUUGAAGGCAAAUCUCUUUAUGAGAGCUGGAGUGAAAAGAGCCCUUCACCAGAGUUCAGUGGCUUGCCCAGGAUUAGCAAGUUGGGGUCUGGCAAUGAUUUUGAGGUGUUCUUCCAAAGACUUGGCAUUGCCUCAGGCAGAGCACGGUAUACUAAAAAUUGGGAAAUGAAUAAAUUCAGCAGCUAUCCACUGUAUCAUAGUGUCUACGAAACAUACGAGUUAGUGGAAAAAUUUUACGAUCCAACAUUUAAAAAUCACCUCACAGUGGCACAGGUCCGGGGAGGAAUGGUGUUUGAGCUGGCCAGUUCCACUGUGCUUCCUUUUGACUGUCAAGAUUAUGCUGCUGUUUUGAAAAUAUAUGCUGACAAAAUCUACAACAUUUCAAUGAGGCAUCCGCAAGAGAUGAAAACAUACAGUGUGUCAUUUGAUUCACUGUUUUCUGCAGUAAAGAAUUUUACAGAAAUUGCGUCGAAGUUUAGCAAGAGACUUCAAGACUUGGACAAAAGCAACCCAAUACUAUUGAGAAUUAUGAACGAUCAACUGAUGUUUCUGGAACGAGCAUUCAUUGACCCAUUAGGGUUACCAGACAGGCCUUUCUAUAGACAUGUCAUCUAUGCUCCAAGCAGCCACAACAAGUAUGCAGGGGAGUCAUUCCCAGGAAUUUAUGAUGCUCUGUUUGAUAUAACCAGCAAAGCGGACCCUUCUGAGGCCUGGGCAGAAGUGAAGAGACAGAUUUCUAUUGCAGCCUUCACAGUGCAGGCUGCAGCAGGGACUUUGAGCGAAGUAGCCUAAGAGGAUCCUUAGAGAACCUGUGGUGAAGUAGUACGGCUUAUCAAUGGGUGCACUA
Messenger RNA from Castor canadensis (American beaver), 2355 nucleotides. RefSeq names its product folate hydrolase 1 (gene Folh1). The record is from RefSeq and is a predicted model, not a curated record. Lineage: Eukaryota; Metazoa; Chordata; Mammalia; Rodentia; Castoridae. Gene Ontology annotation, molecular function: carboxypeptidase activity. Gene Ontology annotation, cellular component: plasma membrane.